This is a messenger RNA of Ananas comosus (pineapple), 1357 nucleotides long. RefSeq lists its product as uncharacterized. The transcript has 7 exons. The record is from RefSeq and is a predicted model, not a curated record. The coding region runs from base 234 to 1064 and encodes 276 amino acids. Lineage: Eukaryota; Viridiplantae; Streptophyta; Magnoliopsida; Poales; Bromeliaceae.
GUUCUACAAUUCCCACACACCACACAAAUCCUGUGUUCACUUCAAACACUCCCACCUCACAAACUCCCAAAACCACCACCCUUUUCCUUUCACCUUUCCCCUGCUCCUAAUGCAUGGAAAGCCCUUUGAGGCAUUUCACCGAACACCUUACAUGCACCGUAUAGUUAACUAGGCACCGUUCAACAUACUACGGUGUUUGCGCCACCCCCUGUAGCCAAAUUGAUCUCUUUCGCAUGGCCAAGUUCACAGUGCAACGGGGUUUUGGGCUUCCACUUAAUGGGGAGAGAGCUCACUUUGGGUGUGAUCUAAGAGACCCAUUUAGGUCUAGGGUUUGUGGGGGGAGUAGGUUUUUGGAGAAGAGCCCUGCUGGGUUUCAUAGAGGCAGUAAAAUUUGGUCGCCUGAGCAUUGGAGAGCUUGGUCUAUGGGGAGGAAACCCCAUGGAUCUAAAGCUGAGGAAUGUGUUAAUGGUUGCGGAGAUGGUGGUGAUGAGGAAGACGAGGAUGAUGAGGAGUUUGUCGAAGAUGAGUUGGCCUGUUUCAGAGGAUUGGUCUUGGAUAUCUCUUAUAGGCCUGUCAAUGUUGUCUGUUGGAGGCGCGCAAUUUGUCUGGAAUUUAUGGAGAAGGCUGAUGUUUUGGAGUAUUACGACCAGACAGUAUCAUCGCCUCGAGGAUCCUUCUACAUUCCAGCAGUAUUGAGGGUCCCACAUUUGCUCCAAGUUGUUAAAAGAAGAAGAGUCAAGCAUUGUCUUAGCCGUAAAAGCAUUUUCUAUAGGGAUUCUUACACUUGUCAGUAUUGCUCUUCUCGUGAAAACUUGACUAUUGACCAUGUUAUACCGACAUCACGGGGCGGCGAAUGGACUUGGGAAAAUCUGGUGACAGCUUGUGCGAGAUGCAACUCGAGGAAGGGCCAGAAAACUCCAGAGGAAGCGAACAUAAGGCUAAUCAAGAUCCCGAAAGCGCCUAAAGACUACGACAUACUCGCCAUACCCUUGACAUCAUCAGCUGUGAAGAUGCUGAAGAUGAGAAAGGGAGUUCCUGAAGAGUGGCUUCAGUACCUUUCGUAGCCGACUCCGUGAUCAUGCCAAAUGUGAACUGUUGCUGAACCUGCAUAUAACCAAUUCCGUGAUCGUAAUAAUAGGUUUAAUCUACAAUAGUUGCUCACUGUGUUGUACAGUUCAUUGUUAGCUUACCUGUGAUCAUCAGUUCAUAAAAUAAUCAUCGCGCUGCAAGCUGUAAAAUACAAGAAUAUAAGCCUUACAUUCUGGCUACAUUCUUUCUUAAUGAACUAGAAAAAUAAAUAUUUAUAUAGAAUUAAACUGCUUGUCGCCAACGACGGUGAUCCUUCGCGCUUUAUUUA